UCAUAUAGGUUUGGAAUGACUAAGGGAGAGUUCAUUUUUGGAUUGGACUAUCUCUGUAAUCAUUUACCUCAUUACGCUCCUAAGGUGAGCUGAAGUUGCACCGGAGUCCAUAGCAACUCAUCCAGAACUAAUUAAAACAUUCCAACACAACAAAACACUCAUCUGAUAGUGUACAUCGCAGCAUUCACGAGAGAGAGAGAGACUUUUACCUCUGACCAGUCUCCACCCAUAAUAGCCUGCCAUCCAGGAGGGAGUGGCUGACCGAGGGAGGGGAAAGAGAAAGAGAGAGAGAGGGAGAGAGAGAGAGGGAAAGCUGGAGAGCUCUGCGGUAGCAGUCAGCGCAAGAACCAAAGCAGAGAAAGACUGAAAGAGAGAGAGACAAGAGAAAAAAGAAGGUAGAUAGAGAAGGAAACAGUGGAAUUAGGGAGCUAAGAAAUAAAACAAAGGAGAAAAAGAGAGAGGGAAGUCUGGAAAAUCAUUUCAGACCAGGAAAGAAGAGGCUGGGGGAAAAAAAAGACAGACUCAUAAUUUAAAAGAAGUCUUGGACUUCACAUUGGAGACACAUGUCCAUGCGUGGACUGUUGCUGCUGCUGUGAUCUGUCAUUCCUCCUCACAGCGUGUGUGUGUGUGUGUGUGUGUGUGUCUUCCUGAGAGACUGAGGAUAGUGUGUGUGAGCCUGUCGUUCCUCUGGAGUCUACGGGACCAUGGCACCUGUCAGGAACGGAUGAACUUGAGGCUUAAAGGACUCGCGAAGAAAAAGAAAGAGAAAACAGCUGUAAGAGUGAAAGCUUUCAGUGUACAGAGGAAAAUCCACAUACACAGCAUCACUAUAACAUCAAGCAGGACGACUGAGAGGCGUCACAGCAACAGCUGCCACGACAACCAGCAUCCCAUUCAACCAUCUGUGUGGCAGCUGUCUGCGGUUUAUAACUGAUAAGAAGUUCUGGUCCUACACAGAAGAUGAUGACUGUGAUGAUGAUGAUGUGUAGCUCGCUGGUCCUUCUUGGGCUGAUUGGCAUCAGUGUUACAUCCAGCGGAAGCUCAACGUCCUCACCCAGGAUGAAGCUGUCUUAUAAAGAUCUUCAGCAGUUUAACGGCGUUAAGCGGUUUGACUUGGAGCGUUCGUGUUGUUUUGGAGCUCUCCUGUUGGAUGAAGAGAGGGGGCGGCUGUUUGUUGGAGCUCGCAACUUUCUGUUAUCUCUCAGUCUCGACAACAUCAGCAAACAGGAACAGAAGAUCUACUGGCCAGCGCCUGUUGACUGGAGAGAAGAGUGCAACUGGGCCGGGAAAGACAUCAAUACGGACUGCGUAAACUAUGUGAAGGUGCUACACCACUUUAAUCGGACUCACCUUUACGCCUGUGGGACGGGGGCUUUCCACCCCACCUGUGCUUAUGUGGAGGUGGGACAGAAGAUAGAGGAUCAUGUGUUUAGAAUCGACCCCUCUGUGGUAGAAGACGGAAAAGGAAAGAGUCCAUAUGACCCACGCCACACAUCAGCAUCUGUUCUAAUUGGUGAUGAGCUUUAUGCAGGUGUGGCCACUGAUUUGAUGGGACGGGACUUUACAAUCUUUCGCAGCAUGGGACAAAGGCCCUCCAUACGAACAGAACAGCACGAUUCUCGCUGGCUCAAUGAGCCCAAGUUUAUAGCGGCAUUUGGUGUUCCAGAGAGUGAGAAUCCUGAUGAUGACAAAGUCUUCUUCUUCUUCAGAGAAACCGCUGUGGAAGCUCAGGGAUUUGGGAAGGUUACAUAUUCGCGGAUUGGUCAGCUGUGCAGGAAUGAUAUGGGAGGACAGCGCAGUCUAGUAAAUAAGUGGACAACAUUUCUAAAGGCUCGUCUUGUGUGCUCUGUACCAGGCAACGAUGGCACUGAAACACAUUUUGAUGAACUUAGGGAUGUGUUCCUGCUGCAGACCCGUGACCGAAAGAACCCGCUGAUCUACACCGUCUUUACCACCUCAAGUAGCGUAUUUCAAGGUUCUGCGGUGUGUCUCUACACCAUGAAUGACAUUCGCCGGGCAUUUUUAGGACCUUUUGCCCAUAAAGAGGGACCCAAUUAUCAAUGGGUUCCAUUCCAGGGUAAAGUGCCGUACCCACGGCCAGGCAUGUGUCCCAGUAAAACGUUUGGGAGUUUUGAGUCCACUAAAGGUUUCCCUGAUAACGUAAUCCAGUUUGCAAGGCACCAUCCGUUAAUGUUUAAUCCAGUCACUCCACUGGGAGGACGGCCAUUGUUCCUGCGUACUGGAAUACCAUACACUUUUACUCAGAUUACUGUAGACCGCGUCAAUGCAGCUGAUGGACACUACGAUGUAAUGUUCAUUGGCACAGAUGUCGGCUCUGUGCUGAAGGUGAUCUCUGUGCCCAAAGGAAGCUGGAGUAACACAGAGCUUCUGCUAGAGGAGCUUCAGGUCUUUAAGGAUUCUUCAUCUAUUAUCAGUAUGCAGAUUUCCUCAAAACGGCAACAGCUGUACGUUGGCUCAGACACAGGUGUUGUCCAGGUGCCUCUUCACCGCUGCAGUAUGUACGGUAAAGCUUGUGCCGAGUGCUGCUUGGCUCGAGAUCCGUACUGCGCCUGGGACGGACACACCUGCACACGCUACCUGCCAAAUACAAAACGGAGGUUCCGGCGCCAGGAUGUGAGGAAUGGGGAUCCUAAUGCACUCUGCUCAGGAGACCAUCAGAAGCAGCGUGUCCUGGAGAAAAGGCUGUACGCCGUGGAUGGAAGUAGCUCCUUCCUGGAAUGCAUCCCGAAAUCACUACAGGCCCAGAUUACAUGGACCUAUCAGAAGCACCCGGAAAACCCACGGGAGGAGGUUCGUCUAGAUGAUCGUGUUUUGCAGACAGAGCGAGGCCUGUUGCUAAGACGAGCCGUGCGUAGAGACGGCGGCGUGUAUCAGUGUCACGCGAUGGAACACGGAUUUACCCAGACCCUCCUCGCAAUCACGCUGGAGAUUUUGCCUUCGGGUGGCUCCGCCCCUUCAGCGCCUAUCCCUCGCAGCCCCGCCCACUCCCACGCCAAUCAUGGGCAGCCCACCAAUCAAAAGCUAUGGUACAGGGACUUCAUGCAGUUGGUGGAUCACCCAAACUUAAACACAGUCGACCAGAUCUGCGAGCAAGUUUGGUCACGCAAACACAGCCUAACAGGGAAGAGCUCCCCAGAUCCAGCCAAUGAGGCGCCGGUUCACGACUCGCUGCACUCUAAAAAGUGGAAGCACCUGAAGGAAGUGAGGAAAGGGCGAAAUCGCCGAACGCAUGACGGACGACCCGCCCCGAGAGCACCGCGGAGCGCAGGAGAGUAGCAGGGGAUGAGACGGAGUGUAAAUAUAGAGACUGAAAGACAGAAAGAAAGAGCAAAAACCACUGGAGGUGGACAGAUUCUCACACAGCAUCUCAUUCAGUGACUGUUUAUCGCCUGUUUCUGCUUCUUAUUACCCCUGUGAUGACACUCCACUGCUUGUUAUCAGUCUCUAUAUACUCUAUUGCCCUCAUCUCCAGCCUGAAGGCUCAAUCUAGUGCUCCCACGACCCCAAUCCCGCUCCCGCCAGCAUCUAUUACUCCUGAUGGUUAUCCAGAAACCCACACUCCAUCCAGUUCAUCUAAAUACUAACACAAACUCAAGAGGUCCUAAAGUCCAAAAAAAUCCCUUUGAAUUGUAACAGGAAAGCUUUGAUUGGAAACUGAAGACACAACGAUGUGCAUGCGCUGCAUAACACAAGCUCUCGUGGACACACAUCGAGUAAAUCCAUGCAUAAUCUUCUAUGUUUUCAUAUGGGUGUUUGUGCAACAUGUGUUCUGUAGAUUAGAUUCCUCUCUCACUUUGGCCCUGAAACAGAGACCUCAGACCCUUGGCUCACCAGCACCAAAAGAACAUCACUCUUCUUUCACUGCUUGAGGACUUAAAACAACAUUUCAAGCACUCAAAAAACAAAAAAGGAGAAAAAACACUGUACAUUUGUGGCCUGGUAAGGUUGUAGCUACUGUUUCAGUAAAUGUUUUUUCAUAAACCUUGCAAGAGUAAGGUCAGUGAGCUUUACAUUUCUGCCGGUUCUGUAAAGCCUAGUUGUUUUGAGUUACUAAGUUAUGUUUCAGGUGUUCUGAUUAAGACUGAGAUGGACAAGGCAUUAAUGUACAGGGGCAUUGUGGGUAGUGUGGUCUGAGACCAGGUGAGGAAAUAUACAAAGAAACUUUUUUAGACACUUUUAGAUCUAAACUUACAACUAACCGAAUAUCAGUAUAGUUAUGUGUCUGUGUAAGAAAGAUUUACCUGUUUUUUAUACCAUAUUCACGUUAUUCUUUAACGCGGAGGUAAGACUUCCGGUUCUGUAGCCGCCAUAGGGAAAUACAACGUGCAGUAAACGGUAAAACCUUUGCACUACAAACCAGUGUGUUCAUAAUUAAGAUAAUACAUUAAAAUAAUAUAUAAAGACACACAAUACAUUUAAAUAUCAAGCAGCAAACGAGCUGUUUGUACAGCAAAAAAUUGCUGGACUGAUAAGACCGGAAGCCAGAUAUCGUUACAUAAAAUGUACACAUUUACAGCAUCAUAUACUGUAAAACCACAGCUAAUGCAAUAUGUAUGCAAGUACAUAAUGGGAUAAAUCAGAAAACGCAGAUCUAAAGCCUUCUCUGAAGAGAAGAAGCAAGAAAAUGUACCAGAGAAAAAUGUCUUUAGCUCUCACUCUGACAAUUCAGAUUAAUUUUUAAUAUUACACAUCUAAAGAGUAUAGUCAAUGGUCCAUUUAUUUUUCAUUGAGUCUUUCUGUCUUUUAAAAAUAGCAGUGUUGAAUUUGUCAGUAAAAUGCAUGUUUACAAACGUUUGAUGCCAAAUGUCUUUAUUUUAUUCCGUUGGAAAUGCGGUAAUAGAAGCGCGUCAGACAAAUUCUAAACAUUAAACGUUACCAUAGUAACACAGCGUUCUACAGAAAUACCGUAGUUAGGCUACUUUAAUAACUGUGGUAACUUGAUAUCCACCACCACAAAAAAGAAGAAACUGAAAGUUUGUACAGUAUUUUGGACAUAUGGUGGUUAGCAAGGUAAAUGGAUAGUGCUGGCGGCGGAGGAGAGAGCUUGAGCGCCCUCUUCUGGUGUCUGUGGGUAUUCGUGGUUUCUGCUGUGUCGGGGAUGAGAGAAACGUGGCAUUGUAAAAUAAUCAAAUCCGAUUCAUUUUAAAUGGAUGUGAGUGUUUUGAGCGGAACCGGUGGAUUAUCAUGUGGUAGUAUUUAUAUCAGUUUUCUAAAAGUUGUACUUAAUGUUUUUUUUUUUUUUUUUUUUUUUUUUUUGUUU
Molecule: messenger RNA, 5281 nt
Organism: Labeo rohita (rohu)
Lineage: Eukaryota; Metazoa; Chordata; Actinopteri; Cypriniformes; Cyprinidae
Gene: sema3b
Product: sema domain, immunoglobulin domain (Ig), short basic domain, secreted, (semaphorin) 3B
Exons: 18
Coding region: 961-3297 (778 amino acids)
Biological process (GO): negative chemotaxis; axon guidance; semaphorin-plexin signaling pathway
Molecular function (GO): semaphorin receptor binding; chemorepellent activity
Source: RefSeq, a predicted model, not a curated record